GUGCUGUGCUCUGAUUGGCUGAGUUCUGGUUCAUAGAGAAACACACAGAUCUGACUGUAACAGUUCAACAUGAAGCUCCUGAUACAACAACAACUACUACAACUACUACAACUACUACUGCUACUGCAGUACUCCUGUGCCCAGGAUUUUCAUGGGGAUGUGCAAAUUGAUGCCUGUUCAGACUCAGAUGGAGAGGGCAUGGUGGGUCUGGAUGGAGAUGUGUUGUACUACGCAGACUUUGACAAAAAGGAAAUGGUUUACACUCUGCCACAGUUUGGAGAUUCAAUGGAAUGUCCAGGGUGUUAUGAAGGGGCUGUGGGUCAACAGGAGAACUGUAAGAGUAACAUGCAGAUUGCACGUGAAGCCAUGAAGGACAUACCCCUGGAGAUUGACCCCCCCGGGGCCCCUCUGCUCUACCCCAGGGACCACCUGAAGCCCUCUCACCACAACACUCUGGUGUGUCAGGCCUCUGGGUUCUACCCCGCUCCGGUCCGGUUCUACUGGACCAAAGAUGGACAGAACGUGAGCCUCUCAGCCUCUGUGUCUCAGCCUUAUCCUCAGAAAGAUGGAACCUUCACCCAGUUCUCCAGACUGGACAUCACCCCAGAGGAGGGACAAGUGUACAGCUGUGCCCUGGACCACCCCGGCCUGAAGGGGGAGACCAGGAGCAGGAUCUGGACGGUGGAGUUCCAGAAGCCCUCUCUAGCGCCCUCUGUCUUCUGUGCUGUGGGUCUGACUCUGGGGCUGGUGGGCGUGGCCGUCGGGACCUUCUUCCUGGUCAAAGGGAGAGAGUGCUGCUGAUUGGACGGCUGCUGUGAUGUCAUCGUUGUUAUUUUGAUGUUUUGUGUUUUUGUUUCUUCAUGAUUUUGUGUAAAAUGAUAAAAUGAUGAUGUUUGAUUCUCGUGUGUGUGACACUGUACAUACAAAUAAAUCUACAAACUCUUUAUUCUGUCUGUGAACAACAUUAAAGUAACUCUGGAACUUUUCUCA
This is a messenger RNA of Boleophthalmus pectinirostris (great blue-spotted mudskipper), 990 nucleotides long. Its product is annotated as H-2 class II histocompatibility antigen, A-U alpha chain-like. NCBI's taxonomy places the organism in Eukaryota, Metazoa, Chordata, Actinopteri, Gobiiformes, Gobiidae. Gene Ontology annotation, cellular component: MHC class II protein complex; membrane. Gene Ontology annotation, molecular function: MHC class II protein complex binding. Gene Ontology annotation, biological process: immune response; immunoglobulin production involved in immunoglobulin-mediated immune response; antigen processing and presentation of exogenous peptide antigen via MHC class II. The record is from RefSeq and is a predicted model, not a curated record.